AUGUUUAUUAUAUUAUUCAUUACGCACAUACUUAUUGAUGUAGCUUGUGCAGGAACGAUAUCUCCAUCUAUUUUCAAAGCCUAUUAGACAACAGACACUACUUUUUCAAAUGAAGUAACUUCACUCAAAAUAAAUACGCAAUAUCUCAUCAGGUUUGAAUUUGAUUUACCAACUACUCUAAGUGUUAGCACUGAUUACAUUAGAAUAGAUGUAGUUGGAUUUAAAUCUAUGGCAAAGUUCUUUUAAUCAUACUAAUUUACAAAUCCCUCUGCUGAUGGAACUACUUUCCUUGAGUUCAAGGCUGAUACUUCCACUAAAAUUCAAACACCACUUAUAAUAUUUUAUGCCACUACAGGUGCAUCGACAAAGACACAUACAUGUUCUGCUUUAAGUUAUAGAACCCCUGGAAGUACAACACUUGAUACCCCUACUAAGACAUUCACAAUCAUAGGAGGAUCAAUAACGUUUAGUAGCUCUAUUAGUGUACCAAAUAAGGUUUUUGGAUAAAAAUCUCUUUAUAUCAUUAGCCUCAACUUUGAAAAUUCAUUAUCAGAAGGAACAAAUAAAUAUAUAACCUUUCCAAAACCAUCAGGUUUAACAGCUGACGCAACGAUCUCAUGUUCAGGAACGCCAUCAACCACAAUCAGCUGCACUUGGGCCACUGGAACAAACUUGAUAACAAUAACAAAUUUGGAUUCAACUAAAACAUAAACAAUAUCCUUAGAGUUCACAAACCCUCCUUCCCCUACUUCGAGUGUUACUUUUAAUACUCUUAUCACUUAUAUUGACACUUUUUAAGUUGAUUCAAGUAGUACAUCUUAAAUAGUGACUGGAUACAAUGAUGGAAUAAUAACAACAUUAUCUCUUGAAAGUGGAACAUAAAAAGUAGGUUAAAGUGGUUCUUAUUUAAAAUACAAAUUUACAAGUUUGAAUGAUAUUGUAACUGGCUCUAUUAUUUAAUUAACUCUGCCUAGUGAUAUUCAAUGGAGUACAACAUCUCCAUCCUGUUCUUGGAAUACCGGGAGUGUAACAGCAUGUUCUUCUAACUUUGUUUCAACAUAAGUUAUAUCGAUAACUUUAACUUUAUCUGCCCCAAUACCUGGAGGUACAUCAUUAAUUUUAACAAUUAAUUCAAUAAGAACUCCAUACACAUUUAGCCCUUCCACUGGAUUUUCAUUUAUGAUCACUUAAGGCGGUGUAUAAUAUGAUUAAAAUACAAAUUUUGGAAGUUUGACUAUGACUGAACAAAGUGGAAUCACUUUAGCAUUUUUUAGCAGAACAGAAAAUAAAAAUGGUGCUAAAUCUGAUUAUAAAUUUUCAAUUAAAUUUGAUACUAAAUAACCUAGUGGGACUAAAAUAACUUAUACUCUUUAAGGAUAUGAUUUAAGUAAUGUUAAUGCCGUUGACUUUACUGGUUCUACCUAAUUAACUUCUCCAACUACUUUAUUAGUUAUUAGCACAGCGUAUACAAUUACAUUUUAACUCAGUUCAGAAUUGAAUGAGAAUUAAAAUUAUGAUACAAUAAUAUAUAAAAUUGUAAAUAAAAAUAGUGCUGGUACAAUAACAGCUGAAACCACAAAAAAUAAUUUUAAAAUUUCAACCACUGAUAAAGGCACGGCUGGUACAUUACCAAGUUCUACUCCAAAUGAAAUUACUAUUGUUAACAUGAUUUAAGAAAAAAAAUUAUUAGGAGUUGUAGAUAGUUAUUAAUUUAGAAUUACUUUAUCUAAUUUACUCUCUGCAGGAUCUACAAUUAUUGUGACUAUGCCAGAUAACUUCUCUGCUGAGGAUGUUGAUUGUACAACAUAUGUGGAUAAUAUUGAGGGGUUGACAGUGGAUACUUGUUCAGUUAACAGUAAAGAGAUUACAAUAAAGAUAAAAAUUGCAAUUUAAGUUAAUACGAUAUAGUUUCGAUUUAAUAGUUUAAUUAGGAACCCAAAGAUUUAUUCAUCAAAUUAUCAAUUUAAAAUAAGAACUCAAAAAGAUAACGCUAUCAUUGAUGAACUGUUAAGUUCAGAUAGUGCUAAAUUAUUAGAAUUUAAAUUAUUGUGUGCUCCUACUUCUACAGUAUUUUGUAAAGAAUGUGAUGCUUAAGGUAAAUGUUUAUCUUGUUAUUCGGAUACUUCAAUAACUCAAUAUAUUUAUUUCUUAAGCAAUUAAUGUCUAAGUACUUGUGGAUCAAAGUACUAUAGUGAUUCUAGUAAUAAAUGUUAAGGUUGUCCAAAUUAUUGUUAAGAAUGUACAAGCAGUUCAUUAUGUUAAAGCUGUGAAAACGAGACAACUUAAGAGAUUAAGAAUGGAAAAUGUGUAUUGAAAUGCACUGAGAACUAAUUUGAUUUUAAUGGUAUUUGCACUCCUUGUAAUGAGAAUUGCAAUACUUGUGUUGAUUAAAGUACCAAAUGCACAUCCUGUGGUGAAACUAAUAAUUUACUUUAUCAAAACAAGUGUGUAUCUCAAUGUCCAACAGGAGUAUUUUAGGUAGGGUUUUCUUGUAUUGCAUGUACAUCACCUUGUAAAACAUGUGACACUGGUCCAACUAUAUGUCUCACUUGUGUUGCUAACUAUUAUUAUAAAAAGGCAUCGCUAAGUUGUGUUUCUGAUUGUGGUAAUAGAUAUUUCAAGGAUGGAAGUGAUUGCACCUUGUGUUCUGAUCCUUGUAAUAAUUGUUUGAGUAACACUAUAUGUGUUGAUUGUCUCACUGGAUACUACUUUUUUAAUAACAGUUGUGUUUCAACAGUACCGAAUGGUUAUUAUAAAUCAGGUACUACUUUGAAUAAGUGUCCUGACAUUUGUGGUAAUUGCAUUUCAGAAACUGAAUGUACUUCAUGUCCAACCAAUAAAUACUUGUUAGCAAAACAAUGUUAAGACAAAUGUCCUGAUAAAUAUUAUUCAUAAAAUUUUGUAUGUUAUGCUUGUGAUACCUCUUGCUUAUAAUGUUCAUCAAGCACAGUAUGUACUCAAUGUCCAGAGAAUUAAUAACAUUUGACCGGUAAAUGUUAUUAGAAUUGUCCCAAUAAAUACUACUCUUUAGAUUAUUAAUGUUUAUCAUGUUAAUCGUCAUGUGCUACUUGUGUAAAUGGUCUAGAAUGUAAGACAUGUCCAGUCAGUUCACCAUAUAUGUUGAAUAGCUUAUGUGUUUAGACUUGCCAAUCCAACUAUUACAUAAAAGAGUAUGUCUGUAACAAAUGUGCUAACGAGUGUGCUACUUGUGAUGAAAAGGGAUGUCUUACUUGCGUAUAGAAUUACAAAUAGUUAGAUUAGACAUGUGUGACUUCAUGUCCAACUGGAUAUCAAGAUCUAAACAAUAUAGAUAUAUGUGAGAAAGUGACAGAUACAGAAUAAUAAGUGAUUUCCAAUUUACAAGAAAACAAAUAUAUACCCGUUCCAUUCACCAUAGUCUCUUUAAUUAUGAUAUUAAGUGUUGUUGUGGCUAAGAUAUAGAAAACAGAAACUUUUAUUCCAGGAUCAGCUGUUGGUUUAUUAGGUCUAAUCAUUAUAGGAUCAUGGGCGGUGUUACUACUCCUACAAUUGGAUUACCUUUUGGAGAAGUUGGAAACUUAUUUACUGAUGGCUGCAAUUGGAGUUCAUAUACUAUUAAAUCUCAUUAAUUUAUGUGUUGUUAAACAUUGCACCUAAGGAGAUACUGUCUUUAAUUUGUGGUAUUCAGCAAGGAAAUCCAAUUCAUGUGCAUACAUCUUCUUGAAUUUAUUGUCAAUUCUGAGUUUCUCUAUGACAAGAUUUUACUUCUCAAGAUAUUUUGGGUUUAGAUUCUUGAAAUGUAAGUUAUCAGAUGUAGAAAACAUGGUUGGUAUGAAUAUCAUCAAUGGACUCUGUGCAUUUUUUUGCUGUAUUCCUGCUUUGAUAGCCAGUGUGCUUCUUGCUUAUAGAGAUCAAUUAAGAGAGUAACUAUUCAUCAGCAGUAUUGAUUCAUUCAUAGUGACCAUAAUCUUUGGGAUCUGUUUAAUAUGGGAAACUCAAAAAGAAGAGCACUUUUUUGAAGACAUCCACUAUGCAUCAGUUUCACAAUCACAUUAAGUUAUUCCUGAGUUUUUUUAAACUAAUAGAUCAAAGUAAUCCAAAAGGUUCUCCUUUGAAGAUUCCAUGAAUGGCUAAAAAUUCAACCAUCAUGAAUAAGACGAGGAACCAUCCUUCCCUAAAAUUGAUGAAUCCAUUGAAUACAAAGAUCCCAAUUACAGUAGUCAAUAACCGUUUCAGAAGAUGUUACAAAAAAAUUCGUAAUUCACUUUCAAAUAAGAUAUUCUUGAUCCAAAACAAGAUAAUUCAAAUAGGUAUCAAGAGGAAGUGGUCUUAUAAAUGCCGAAUAACGAUGUGUCUGAACCAUUAUCUAUUGGAGAAUCAUAAAGAGACUAAUUUGAAAUGCAAUAGAAAUAGACACUGGAAUAAUAGUAAUAAUAGAAGAUUUUAGAAGAAUAAUAAAGAAUCGAAUUCGAAAAGCAAUAAGAAAAAUUAAGGUAAAUAGAAGAAUAGAAUAACAUAGAAGAGUAAAAGAAAAAAGAAAUACAGAAAUAACAGGAAGAGCAAUAAAGAUAGGAAGAGAUCAAAAAAUAAGAGUUAGAAAGAUAGGCAGAACUCAAAAGAAUAGAGGAAGAAAAAUAACAAUAAGAAUAAAUUAAAUAAUAAGAACUCGAAAAAAAUAGAAAAGAAAAGGAAUUAUAAAUCUAGGAAGAAUAAAAAAAAUAAUAAGAAUUAAUAAUUUAGUAAUAGUAAGAAGAAGAAAGGAUAGCAAAAUAAAAAGAGGAAGAAAGAUAAGCAUUCGAGAAAGAAGAAGCAUUGAAGUUAGAAAAAUAAAAAGAAGAAGAAAAAUUGGCAUUAGAGAGAGAAGAAGAGUAAAGAAUAGAAUAAUAAAAGCAGGAAGAGAGAUUAGAGUUGGAAAGAUAGGAUGCAUAAAGGUUAGAAUAAUAGAAGGAGGAGGAGAGAUUGGCUGAAUUAAAUUAAAAGUAAAAAACUGAGGAAGCAUAAAGAGCUGCUGAAUAAUAGAAAAUUGAAGAAGAAUAAUAGGCUGAACGAUUAAGAUAAGAAGAAUUAAAACUUAAGGAAUAGGAGGAAGAGGCAAAAAGAAUUUAAGAAGAAUAAAAAAAGUAGGAAGAAUUAAGAAUACAAUAAGAACUAGAAUAAAAAAAGAAGGAUGAAGAUCUAAAUCAGUUAUUGGAAGAAUAAAAACUAUAGGAGCAAAAAGAAUAGGAAAUGCUUCAAAGAUAAAAAUAAUCUAGAUAGGCUGCAGAUUAAAAUUCAGAAAUUGAUGUGAUGUAAAAUGAAAUUGAAGAUUUGAAAUAGGAAAUUAAUGAAUUCGAUCAAAAUAAUAAUAAUAAAUUGAAUGAUAUUAUUUUGGUGGAUCAAGAUGAUGAUGAUGUGGGAUGGGAUAUUGAAAAUGAAGAAGUCGAUGAUCAAGCUUAUGACUAAGGAGUAACAGCAUAAUAAAAGAAAUUUUAAAAGGAAAUUAUUUAAGAUGAUAAAAAUGAUGCAGAUGAUGAUUGGGAUGUUCCAACUUCAGGUUUCGUAAGCGUACAACCAAAAUCUUAGUUAAAAAAGGAUUAAUAGAUUGAAGAACCCAUUAACCCUUUUAAAGGAUACAAUUAAAAGUAAGCAGCAGAAUCAGAUCUAUUCAAAUAAUCAAGAGAGGAUUCAGAUGAUGAGGAUUGGGCUCCAAAUUAAAUUUCUCCAUCUGAAUUCAAUAUUCUCAAUUAAAGAUUUGAUCAUGAAAAACACUCUAUUACACAAGCUGAAAGAUCUAAAAAGUUUUCCCAAACAGGUUAAAAUUUUAAAUCUGUUAUUAAGAGACCAACUCUUCCUGAGCCUUAAACAAAUAGUGAUAACGAAUCAAUAGACUAGCAAUCAGUUUUUGAUUAGUUUGCUAGAAAUUAAUUAAACUAAAUUCCCAAAAAACAAAAUUAAGGAUUAAAUAAAAUAUAUUUAUAAAGAUAACAGAUCAAAUAGAAAGGCACAAGUAACAUAGGAAUUAAUGAUAUUAAAUUUUGA
Messenger RNA from Paramecium tetraurelia, 5997 nucleotides. RefSeq lists its product as uncharacterized. The record is from RefSeq and is a predicted model, not a curated record. Lineage: Eukaryota; Ciliophora; Oligohymenophorea; Peniculida; Parameciidae. The transcript has 4 exons.